Molecule: messenger RNA, 3543 nt
Organism: Rotaria socialis
Lineage: Eukaryota; Metazoa; Rotifera; Eurotatoria; Philodinida; Philodinidae
Source: the annotation of a GenBank genome assembly
AUGUUGUCACGACCACAAAAGCCGAUGCUGCGAGAUUUUAUGUUGAUGCAUGCACAAACGCGUGCUUAUUUGUGUUCCGAUGAAGAAAUAUUCGAUCCAUGCACCAAAUUAAUCUAUUUGACUUCAUUCGAAAAGGCUACCUUAACAUCUUGGUCAUUGGAUUCCAAUGUUGAUAAAGGUCUCAAUUUGUAUAUCUUAGUACACUUUUUAUCUUCUAUCAAUGAUAAUUCGUAUUAUUAUCACUAUGUCAAUAAUGGAAAUCCUGAUGGUACAAAUAUGUUUGGACACAUUAUAGGAACAUCAGGUAGUGGCAAAUCGUCGGCUCUCACUCCUCAUAUGGAUGCUUUGGGUCGGGCUUUAGUACAAUUGGAUAUUAAUCAAAACUACACUCAGUAUCCAAACAAGACUAGUGAUUUAUCAUUCGAACAGCCGUUUAUUAUUUCAAAUGCCACAGCGUUACAUGUCUAUCGAAGUUUGAUCUAUGGAAACCGUUUGUUAUGCUCGACAGAAUGCGAUACGCUUUUGUCGAAUUUGGGUGUUUAUGGUAAUCAAUACAAUGAUCCUCGAUUUGCUGAAAAUGUCAAUAUGCUCAUUCAAAUGUUCGAUGGCACCAAACAUCAAAAUCGAUCAACUUUAUCAACAUCAUAUGUUAUACCAGAAGGACGUCGAGCUUCUAUUAUCGGUGCAAGUGUUGGCGAUCCUUAUGCACGUGUAUCACAGCAACACUACGAAGGUAAUGGUAUUAGUGGGGCACAUAAUCGGUUCACCCAUUACCCGUGCCCUGUUAUGAAAGCUAUUAAAACUAAUGCUGGUUCGGCUGGUGUUACUUCUAAUAUGGUUCCGUCACUUCAACAUGUUUAUGCAGUUUCAAUGAUGCUGGGAAAAGUUGAAUAUGUGGCACGGCAAAAUGUAUAUGAUAAAUCAGAGAAAAAAAAAACUAAUAUGUUUAGUGAUGAUGUGGAAGAUAAAUGGAAACGAUUACGACCGAUGGCUGUUCGUGAAUAUUAUCAUUCGCCAUUACAAAUUGAAAUCGAACUUGAAGAACCUGAAGCCGGUGCAACAAUCGAAAAUAGUAACAGUGCAUUCUAUUACAUGUUCAGUCGAGUUUAUAGUCAAUGGCAAGAAGCAACAAUAACCGAAAAACAAGAACACGAAGCUAUUAUCAAUUUUAAAAAUUCAACCAAAAUUCCUCGUUUUAUAUGUAACUUUGCAAGAUUUCGAACAAUCAUGAACAUUUUAUGGCACGAUGACGUAUAUCCAUUUAUUGAAAUAUCCGAAGUUAUGAAACCACCGUAUUGUAUAUCAGAUAAUUUCAUUGAAGCUGUCAAAACUGUUAUUGAUAAAUUGUUUCCACCAAAUUUAUGUAAAACUGAUGGAACGAAAAUUUUGAUUAUUGAAAAAGAUACGGCUAUUAUGGGCGAUUUAUUCUUUGGUCAUGUUGAUUGUAUAUCUCGAAAACUUUUUGAUCUGUCACAGAUUCAAGAAACGUUCAAUUCUUCAUUAAAAAUACCUAGGCUAUUAAAAAAUGCACCAGAAAGUUAUGAUAGCGACCAAUUAAUAUACAAGGAUGCUUCAAUGAUUAUUUUGUCCAAAUUAAUUUUUUUCUCGGUAUCAACGUUUAUUUAUCAUCGAGUAUUUCAUAAUAAGAAAGAUCGACUAAAUCUUAUGUUAAAAUACUUAGUCGAUAAUGAACUGAUUUAUGAAGGUUCUCAUAAAAAUCGUUUUAUUAAAGGAGCCCAUACAAGCUAUGGUAUGAAGCCACCCAAUCAAAUAAAAAAAAGUGAUAAAGCAAUUGAAGCAUUAGCUAAAUUAAAUCUAAAUAUUCAAAGUUAUGAAGAGUUGUGGCAACAGUGUCUCCUCCCUGUACCUGAAAUGGCAGCGAAAAUUGAAAUUUCAGCAAUUAAUCAUAUUAACUUAUAUUUAGUUGACUAUAUUUCAAUUAUUCAUCGUUUGGGUGAUGCUAAUGAUCCUGUUGCUAAAGAAAUUCUAAGACCUGGUCUAAUUAGUGGUCAAAUUGGUAUUGAUUUUGAUUCGAAUACAUUUUCAUUGGCACCAGAACAUAUUGUUUUCUUUAACAAUGAUCAUGAAAUUAUGAAUGAAUUGAACCGAUUGUGUAUUCGAGCAAAUCCACAAACUAUGCCUUUAUUGAACAAUACUAAAUCUUUAAUGAAUAACAACAAUCUCUCUGUGUCAAAUUCGUCUAAUGCAGAUAAAACUUGUGUACAACCUGUUGAUAAUUCAAAUAAAUUGCCACCAAAACAAACAUCUUUUAUCAAUUUUAAUAGUGUUUUCUCGAAAGAAUAUUGUGAAACAGAUACAUCACAAAACCAAUGUUUAUCAAUUGAAGAAAGUGAGUUUCAUGAUAUUAUUGUUAUUGCGUUAUGGUUAACCUCUCUGAUAUAUUUCUAUCUAGAUGAUUGUAUAUCCGUUAUACCUGAUACUAAUAAUAACAACAUUAAUGAUUGUAUAUACGUAUUGGACAGAAUAAAAACCAUUGUAGAAAAUGAUGUUGACAACAUUAAUGUAUACAUAAAAUGUGUUACAACUAUUCAAAAGCCAAAUAAUUGUAGUUCAAUGGAAUUUGAUGAUCCAACGACUAAUUCUAUGAUUAUCAACGACAUUGAUUUUAGUGUAUGUUACCAACAAAAUGUAGACAAGGAAUCAUUGUCUGAUUCAUCUUCGACAACUUCUCCUGAAUAUGUUGUUAGUCAAGGAAGCGAAACGAGUAAUUGCAUUUCUAUGGAAGAAGAUUCCCAUAUAAUACUUCAAUCAUUAUCAUCUGAUGAAGUUAUGCCAAAUGAUUGCAACGAAAUAUCAGAAAAUUCGCAAAGAAGUCUCGAUAAAGAAACUACUCAAUCCAUCAAGAAAUUCGAUGUUAUCGCAUUGUCAAAGAGACUUAUGCUUAAAUCUUUCGUUACAUUUACAAAAACUGAUGUUACUCGGCUGUAUAAUAAUGCUGAAACGAAAAAUUUAGUUAUUGAAUAUUUACAAGAAAACGGAUUUAUUAAAAAAAUUGAUGAUUUGUUUUUAUCAAGUGCUCCAGUGAAUAAAACAUUCAAACCAGAGAUUGGCUAUUUGAAGUUGUUUCCGAUAUCUGAACUAAUAUCUGAGACGUCAUCGUUUGAAAUGAAGCUUCGAGACAAAGUUGGUAUUACGUUUGACCAUUAUGUUAAAGCAGUCUUUUAUCAAGGAAAUUUGUCAAUGUUGACUACGAUUACUAAUAAUAUGUUUAAUACAGCACGCCAUAACUGGCUAUUAAAUCGUAACUGGUUUGAAAAACUCAAAGAAGGACAUAUUAGUACAUAUUAUCGAAGCAACGUUAUUUGUCCCGAUGUCAAAAUAAGCCCAAUGAUAAUAAAUAUAACUUCUGUAUCAAAUGACAGUGUUCAUGACUCAUUUGAUCGACCAAAAAGUAAACUAACCGCUUCUCAAAGAACAAAAAAAGAAUUGAAACUACUCGGUGCAAAACGAUUAAAUGAAUCAACUGAUCAUCCACCACUGAAACGACAACGAAAACCGAAAAAAUUUCAUGACGACAGUUAA